This is a messenger RNA of Triticum aestivum (bread wheat), 1731 nucleotides long. RefSeq names its product AAA-ATPase At3g50940. The transcript has 2 exons. The coding region runs from base 51 to 1451 and encodes 466 amino acids. Gene Ontology annotation, molecular function: ATP binding; ATP hydrolysis activity. The record is from RefSeq and is a predicted model, not a curated record. Lineage: Eukaryota; Viridiplantae; Streptophyta; Magnoliopsida; Poales; Poaceae.
ACGCGCACACUUCCUACACUGCCUCCUCUUCUCUUGGCUGCUCGUCGCCAAUGGAGCUCCCGUCCGCGGCUUCCUCGCCCUCCGCCUACAAGCUGGUGGACACGUGCAAGAAGGCGGCGGCCACGGCGGCGUCCGUGACCGCCUACGCCGUGCUGGCGCGCGGCAUGGCGCGGGAGCUCCUGCCGCCCGACCUCUGCGCCGUCGUCAGCUGGGCCGCCUCGCUCGUGCGCGGCCACCUCCAGCCCCCGCCCGCCCAGCGUCGCACCGUCGUCGUCAAGCGCCUGGACGGCUGCGCCAUCAGCUGCGCCAACUUGAACUCCUUCUACGACGACGUCAACGACUACCUCGCCACCAGGAUCGACCCGCAGUCCAUGCGCCGGCUCUGCCUCAGCGGCGCCGGCGCCAGGAAGGUCAUGUCCAUGGACACCGGCGACUCCAUGACCGACGUCUUCGAGGGCGUCCGGUUCACGUGGACGUCCGUCUCGGGGGAAGGCCGCAAAGGCCCGGACUCGCUGGAGCUCACCUUCGACGCGGAGCACACGGACAUGGCGCUGGGCACGUACGUGCCCUCCAUCACGGCCGCGGUGGAGCAGGCGCGGCGUCGGGACUGCAAGCUCAAGAUCUUCAUGAACGAGGGCUCGUCGUGGCGCGGGAUCAGCCACAACCACCCGGCCACGUUCGACACGCUCGCCAUGGACCCGCCCACCAAGCAGGCCCUCAUCGCCGACCUCGACAGGUUCUUGAAGCGCAAGGAGUACUACCGGCGGAUCGGCAAGGCAUGGAAGCGCGGCUACCUUCUCUACGGCCCGCCCGGCACCGGCAAGUCCAGCCUGGUGGCCGCCGUGGCUAACUACCUCCGCUUCAACCUCUACGACCUCGACCUCUCCGAGGUGCGCUACAACGCCGAGCUGCAGAAGCUGCUCAUCGGCAUGCCCAACAGGUCCAUCCUUGUCAUCGAGGACAUCGACUGCUGCUUCAGCGCCACGUCCAGGGAAGGUGGCAAGGAGCGCAAGACGCUGGCGCGGGCCGACUAUGGCCAUGGCGACGAUGACUCUGACGACUGCUCGAACAAGAGUAUCACACUGUCGGGGCUGCUCAACUUCAUCGACGGGCUGUGGUCGACGAGCGGCAAGGAGCGCGUCAUCAUCUUCACCACCAACUACAAGGAUCGCCUCGACCCGGCGCUGCUGCGUCCUGGGCGCAUGGACAUGCACGUCUACAUGGGCUACUGUGGCUGGGAGGCGUUCAGGACGCUAGCCCGGAACUACUUCCUCGUCGACGACCACCCUCUGUUCCCGGAGAUACAGGAGCUGCUUGCCGAGGUGGAGGUGACGCCAGCCGAGGUGUCCGAGAUGCUGCUGCGGAACGAGGACGCCGACAUUGCGCUCCUCGGGCUGGUUGAGUUUCUCACAGCCAAGAAGCAGGGAGGAAAAGAUUCAGUCAAGGCAUGAAGGGGAGCAGUGCAUUCACCAGCCAGUGAAAGGAAAAGGAUCAAUGCUUUCUGUUUUGCGAGUAAUUUGCAGUGUGGACGAAUCUUGUCCUUCUAAUUUCUAUGUUUAAUUGUUAGUCCUAGCGAUCUUUAUCCUGUUGGCAAGCAUCGGUACCUGCUGUGUUAACCGCUGCUCUGUCGUUCUUUACCCAGUAGCAGUUGUUUGUCUCCAAAUGUUUGGGAACUGAUUUGGACUUCAGUGGUGGAUUAUUUCGGAAUGAAAUGCGUUAUUACUCCAUUAU